This is a messenger RNA of Liolophura sinensis, 2720 nucleotides long. Its product is annotated as major facilitator superfamily domain-containing protein 8-like. Gene Ontology annotation, biological process: transmembrane transport. The record is from RefSeq and is a predicted model, not a curated record. Gene Ontology annotation, molecular function: transmembrane transporter activity. Gene Ontology annotation, cellular component: lysosomal membrane. NCBI's taxonomy places the organism in Eukaryota, Metazoa, Mollusca, Polyplacophora, Chitonida, Chitonidae.
GUUGACAGUGGUCUAAAUUUCUUCCGUAAAUGUGUCUGAUCUAACGGUUGAAGAUGCCUCACGAUUUUAUCGAUGAUGAACGCAGCCCUUUGCUGAAAACAAUUCCCCCAGUUACCGAUGGCCCUGUGGGUGUGCCGAGUACAGUGGUGGAACCCCCUAGUGUGUACAAGAGCCGAUGGUGGUCCAUUCGGGUAAUGUAUCUCACCAUGUUCCUGAGCAGUGUCAGCUUCUCCAUCUGCAUGUCCUCACUGUGGCCUUAUCUGCAAGUGUUGGAUAAAGAUGCUAAUGCAGACUUUCUGGGCUGGGUCGUUGCUGCAUACAGCCUGGGUCAGCUGAUUGCCUCCCCUUUCUUUGGUUGGUGGGCAAACUGUCAGAUGAACAGCCGUCAGCCACUGGUUGUCUCCCUUGGCAUCAACAUCCUGGCUAAUAUCAUGUACAUCUAUAUAGAGAGUAUCCCCGACUACAGACGUUACUGUCUCUUAGUCGCCAGGUUUUUCAUUGGGUUUGGUGCAGGUAAUGUGGCGGUUGUCAGGUCGUAUGUCUCUGGAGCUACAACUAUAAAGGAGAGAAUAACGGCCAUGGCAAAUAUGAGCGCUUUUCAGGCAGUUGGCUUCAUCAUAGGACCAAUUUUCCAGACAGCCAUGGUUCCCAUUGGUUACCCGGGUCCUGUCCACUGUAAGGCAUUCUACCUGAACCUGUACACAGCGCCUGCGCUCCUCAGCGGCAUCUGCGGCGGAGUUAAUGUGCUGCUCCUGUUCCUUGUCUUCAGAGAACACAGAGUUCAUGAUGAUGAGGACAUCCACUUCAGUAUUCAGCAGCCCUCCACAUCCUUGCCAGCCUUUGACUAUAAGCCAGACUACUGCGGUGUUGCCAGCUCAAUCAUCUUGUUCUUUGUCGUUCUCUUUGUCUUCUCUGUAUUUGAGACGAUUGGGACACCGUUAACAAUGGACAUGUUUGACUGGACAAAACAGAAGGCGACAUUAUACAAUGGGGUGGUGUUGGCUGUGGCAGGGGUCAUCUCUAUAGGCGUUUUCAUGGUCCUCAAGGUCAUUGCUAAGAGGGUAAAUGAGCGAUUUCUGCUGCUGGGUGGGUUUGUUUUUUGCCUGGGUGGCUUCCUGACCUGGCUUCCCUGGGGUGACAGUUAUCCCAACCGGUCUCUUGCUCCGGUUAACCCACCUGGUAACUACAGUUUUAACAUUACGACAGAUAGCCCCAGCAAUGCCACAGUGGAGCCGGUAGGGUGCCCCUGGGAGUACAGCUGGUGUGCCUACACUCCCAAGAUCUACCUGGCUCAGUUCUUUGGGGGCACGCUGCUCAUUGCCAUAGGGUACCCGACUUGUAAUGUCAUGUCUUACACACUCUUCUCUAAAAUACUCGGCCCCAAACCCCAGGGCAUAUGGAUGGUUCUUACAGCUGCUGGAAGUUUGGCCAGGACUCUGGGUCCAAUCUUUGUCAGCCAGAUUUACGCAAGCUCGGGCCCCAGGAUUACUUUCAGUUCUAUGUGUGGACUUAUUGUUAUAACAGUGGUAUUUCUCAUCACUAUCUUUAAAAAACUCAUUCCAUUUUCAUUCUCAUUUUCUUUAGAGCAACGAAGGUGAUAAUAGAAUGAAUGUGUUGAUUGUGUGUAUUUGUGUGAAAUGAGAAGGAAUCAUGGUUUUAGUAUGCCCAGCUAUAUUGAUGUUGCCCGGGAUGAUAAAUGUGAUAGUCUCAAGCAUAUUGUUGUAUUAAUUACAAAAGAUUUGUAUAUUAUAUAUAUUUAUACAUUCAUUUGUUUUAUCUCAGAUAUUUCUGAAGUUUAUUGAUAUCUAAUUUGGUUAAUUAGUGUGAAUUUACAGGAGAUAAUAAGAUAUGAAAGUCCAUUUUAAUACUUCUGUGCAGGCAAGGUAACUUAAAAUUGAUCUAUUUUGCUCAGCAGUAUGUUUGUUUUCCCCCAUUUGUUUUUCCUCAAAAUCACUAGGUUUUUCACCAAGAUGAACAAAAAAAAAUCAUUUCUAUUAUCCAUGGGUUUGAUAUGGAUUGUGUUUUUAGAUCUACAAUAUUUUCAGUCUUGCCUUAAUUUUGCUGUGCUUUCCACAUAUAACUUUACUGGUGAUGGCACAGGAUUAUGCAAUGAUUGCAUCCCAAGGUGCACCCAUUUUUGGUGUCUUCAAACAGAAGCUGUGACAAUAAGUUUGUUUUAUUUAUUAAAGUAUUGUUCAAGUUUCACACAGGUCACACACUUGUACAAAGCACUUUAUGAAGAAACCGUUUAGCCAAUACAACCUCCACUCACUAGUCAUAGAUCUAACCCCUCCCUCCCUCCCCCCCUCCCCCCCCCAAAAAACAAACAAAAGAAAUACAUGGAUGAAUGGAUUUUUUUCCUUUGAAAUUAGAAUUACAAGGAAUGAGUUCUAUAAAAUAUUGUAUUUCAUCAGCUUUGAAGCUUAACAAAGAGGGUGUUAGAAAAUACUCAAGACUUAUCUGUGUUUAAAUAAACUACUUUUGAGUGUGGUCUUAAUGAAAUGAGCGACCCCAAGAGUGUGUUAUUGCCAUUGUUGUAUAUGUUGUGUGAUGUAAUGUUUUUAUGUUAAAAACGUUAUCACAAGAAUAACUUACAAAAACAUGUGAACAAUCCUUGGAUCCCUAGGUGAAUACUAGGGAUACUUAUUUUAUUUUAAUUGAAUAAAAUGUUAUACUUUUAUACAAAUUUGAAAUAAAUGUGUUCAUCUGAAGGCAGACUG